AUGGUCUCUGCAAGGUCGUCGGUGAGACGCGGCAGCGAGAGUGCCGCAAGGCAGCCUGGCGCACUUGUUGAGGCGCUUGACCCCCUCAAUUCGCAACCCUUUCGUCCGUCGCUUGUGUUAACGUUCCGCGGUCACCGGAGUGGUGUGUUGGCCGCUGGGUUUCAACCCUCUGCUUCGUCGUUGCUAGAGCGACGUGGCGACGCGGCUGAUGCGGUGCCACCGUACGUCUUCUCUUCGGGCGCCGAUGGGCUUGUAUUUCUAUGGAGCGCCAGACCCACAGUUCGCGCCCUGCGGUUUAUCGGGCACCGUGGUCCUGUUUACGACUGUGCGUGGAGCCCGCACGCCCAUCUCAUCGCUAGCGCCGGCCAUGACGGGUUUGUCCGCUUGUGGCUACCGACCCUUAGGCGCAGUGGUGGAUUGACGGCGCCCUCGACAAACAAUAAUUGCCCUGAGAAUUAUUGCCAUUGGCGGGCGCACGGGGGACCAGUGCGGUCACUUGCUAUCGCCCCGCAUGAUGACCACCUCUACACGGCGGGCAACGACAAGUCAAUCAAGUGCUGGGACCUCAACUAUGCCUCCUCCGCGACAAGCGUCAAGGGGGGUGGUAACAAAUUUGUCUGCGGCUUCACAGGUGGGCACCAGAAUUGGGUGCGAACGGUUGCCGUCUCAGGCGGUGGUGCUUCCGACAGUGGGCUCCUACCCACACAUAUUUCACUCGUCGCAAGCGGAGGAGAUGAUCAGACAGUGCAAGUGUGGGACCCUCGCUCACGACGACCGACGCACACCUUUUAUGAGCAUACUGGAUCCGUGCGUUCGGUGGACUUUCACCCCGACAGCUGUUCGCUUGCGACGGGUUCUGCAGAUCACACCAUAAAUGUGUUUGAUCUUCGUAGAAACCGGCUGCUGCAGCAUUAUGACGCGCACGAUGGCGGAGUCAACGAGGUUCGCUUUGCACCCACCGGAAGCUGGCUACUCUCCGCCUCUGUCGACGGUGCAGUGAAGCUAUGGGACCUCAAGGAGGGGUACUUGUACUGUACACUAAAUGCACAUGAGGGAGCGGUAUCCACCGCCCGCUUUUCUGAUGAUGGAGCUUACUUUACAACGGCAGGACAAGACGGUAUUGUGAUGGUGUGGCGUUCAGGUUUGCCACGUGUGACACCACCGUAUGCAACCUAUCCGAAUACUCACCUGUAUGCGCCAAAUAAUGUGCAGCGACACCAAGAAGUAUCGCGGCGAUCUGUAAGAAAUGCAGCAGCAGAAGCAUCUACUCCUGCAGAGAUUAUUCCAGAAGCAACGCCAAGAGCAAUGCCAGGUCCUACUGGUCCCUGUUCUUCCAUAGAAACCUCAGAGAACCGUCCACAAGGGAGUCAAUCUAUAUUUAUGAAGCCGCGAACGACAGAAACGGUGUCAAAGUCACAAGGAAACUUGCCCACCUCCAUGGGUCAUUCGCAAUUCUCUUAUCCCUCCUCUUCACAGAAACCGCCACUGCCUCAGCCUUCGUCGCGUCCUGCAGCAACACCGGCAACUGCGGCAAUGGUCUCCGCUCAUUCUGAGAAGGGUGUCGAGACACAUGAGGGAGAGGUUGGGAAUGGGCGGCGUCCGCGCGCAUCAGCAGAUGGGCGCAAGGGUGAGAGUAGAAAAACUUUCGUGUUUGAACGCGAAGAGAACGAGUAUAGAUAUAAUAUUUUAAACCAGCCGCAGACUCCAAAUGAUGAGGAAGGGAAUGAAAAAGAAGGAUACAUAACGGGCCAUACAGCGGAAAAGGGGGGCUAUCAAAAGAUACAUGCCUCCGAAUUGGCAUUGGCAGAGUCUGUGCAGGGCCUGGGAUCUGGCGCGGUGAUGGGGACAAGUGAGAUGGACGAUGAAAUGAGCGUCGUGGAAUACGUUGGAAAGACAUGUGGCGAGGGCGAAGAGGAAAGUGGCUCUAAUGGAUCCGCGGCGCGUUGUUGUCGUGUGGGUUUGCCCAUGUCGCAUAGAAAGCAAGAAGAGGAGCGCAUAAAUGACCGUUUACGUCACCUUGAGGAGCUCUGCGCACAGUUGGCGACAGAAGUUCAACUGGCGCAUGAGCACAGCGUCGCUGUGACGCAGGAACUGCAGAAGCAGUGGGAUGCGCAGCAGCGGCAGCACCGGGAUCAGAUAGACCAACUGCGGCAGAUGAUGGAAGGCUUUGUAGCACAGCAAGGCGUCUUGCUGCAGGCACUUCGCAGGGAAUAA
This is a messenger RNA of Trypanosoma rangeli, 2214 nucleotides long. RefSeq names its product WD domain-containing protein. The record is from RefSeq and is a predicted model, not a curated record. Bases 1 to 2214 code for a protein of 737 amino acids. NCBI's taxonomy places the organism in Eukaryota, Euglenozoa, Kinetoplastea, Trypanosomatida, Trypanosomatidae. The transcript has a single exon. Gene Ontology annotation, molecular function: protein binding.